ACGGUCACACCCGCCUGCACAAUUCCUCACAUCUGUGGAAUUCGUAAAUUUCGAAAGUCCGGAAAAACCGGACGGAAACUUCAACCUUGCUCUGGACCAGUUGCACCACCUUUUGAAUCGCAAAAAUGUCUAUUAAUCUCCGCACCGUUUACGCGUUCGCUAGGGAAAUGUACCCGAAAACCUCUAAGGAGACCAUUCAAUAUGGAACAGCUGGCUUUCGCGGCAAAGCCGAAUUUCUGGACAGCGUAAUGUUCCGGAUGGGAGUUUUGGCCACCUUACGUUCCAGGUAUCGUGGCGGAUCCGUUAUCGGCGUGAUGAUCACGGCAUCUCACAAUCCGGAACCGGAUAACGGAGUCAAACUAGUCGAUCCCAAGGGAGAGAUGCUGGAGGCCAGCUGGGAGGCGAUAGCCACCGAUCUGGUCAAUGUCAGCGACCAAGAAUUGGAGCAACAGGUGGCUAAGAUCAUCAAGGACAACAACAUCGAUGUGACAACAAGUUCCCAAGUGUUUGUGGGCAUGGACAACAGAUAUCACAGUCCAAGAUUACUUAAAGCGGUGGCCGAUGGCGUGAUAGCACUGAAGGGAAACGUCAAGGAAUAUGGAAUUGUUACCACACCUAUGCUGCAUUACUUUGUGGUGGCGGCGAAUACGAAGGAGGCCUAUGGCAAGCCCACUGAGGAGGGUUACUACGAAAAACUUAUCAAAGCUUUUGAACUGCUGCGAAAUGGACGAUUAGAGAACGGAAACUAUCGAAACAACAUAAUUUACGAUGGUGCUAAUGGAGUGGGUGCCCGCAAAAUGCUGCAGUUCAUCAAGCGUAUGAAGGAUUCCCUGAAAGUGACAGUCAUAAAUCAAGGCAUUGGCGCCGGCAAGAUCAAUGAGGACUGCGGUGCUGACUACGUAAAGGUCCAGCAAAGGCCGCCCAAAUCCAUGCCCGAGGUAGAGCCCUUCACGAGAUGUGUCAGCGUAGAUGGAGAUGCCGAUCGGGUUGUGUAUUUUUUCAGCGACGACAAAGGAGAGUUUCACCUUUUGGAUGGCGAUCGCAUAGCCACUUUGGUGGCCGGCUACCUUAUGGAACUGGUAACGAAGGCCGAAAUUAGUUUGAAGUUAGGUCUAGUGCAGACUGCAUAUGCCAAUGGAGCCUCCACAGACUAUAUAGUCGACGAACUAAAGUUUCCCGUUUCCUGCGUUCCUACGGGCGUUAAGCAUCUGCACCACAAAGCCCUGGAGUACGAUAUUGGUGUUUACUUCGAAGCGAAUGGUCAUGGAACGAUUGUGUUCAGCGAAAAUGCUAAAGCCACAAUUGCUCAAGCUGCCGAAACUAAAGAUAGUGCUAAGACUUUGUUGCUCCUGAUUGAUCUGAUCAACGAAACCGUGGGUGAUGCCAUCUCGGAUAUGCUACUGGUGGAAACUAUUCUGAACCACAAGGGCUGGGACGUCCAAGACUGGAUCGCGUCGUAUAAUGACCUGCCCAAUCGACAACUGAAGGUUAAGGUGCAGGAUCGAAAUGUCAUCGAGACCACGGAUGCGGAAAGAGUGUGUGUAAAGCCAGAAGGUCUGCAAACGGAAAUAAACAAGGUGGUUGCCAACUACAAAAGGGGUCGUUCUUUUGUCCGUCCCUCCGGAACCGAAGAUGUGGUGCGGGUUUAUGCGGAAGCAGGCACAAAAGAGGAUACGGAUAAUCUUGCCUACGAAGUGGGACUUCUGGUGCAGAAACUGGCCGGAGGAGUUGGCCCGGAAUUGGCGAAACCCAAUAGUGCCCACCUUUAAACGAACCAACCUCAAAGGAAUCGAUAAUUGACACACACAGGUCCUAGCUGGAGCAAUAAAUCUCUGUACUUUAAGGUGCUCAGUAACUUAAAAGUCUUAACUCUCAAACGCAUUUAUACUGUAACUGUUCACUGUCUUGUAUGUUCUAAAGAUGAGAUGUUUUUUACCACUUUAUAUAAAGUUCUAUUUAUUUUGACGUUACGGGAGUUAUUAAGCUGAUUAAGUAGCUCGUUAAGCAAUAUUGGAGAUCCUUAUGCUAUUGCACAUUGAUUAAUUUUUUGAGCUAUUAGCGGAAACCAUUGAAAUUAGAGAAAAAUGAUAAUAGAGAUUAAUGACCUUAAAUAAAUUUUGUAUUGCUAUUUUCUAAAAAAUAUAUUUUAAACAAAUUGAA
This is a messenger RNA of Drosophila eugracilis, 2160 nucleotides long. It is a transcript of the gene nst, whose product is annotated as phosphoacetylglucosamine mutase. Gene Ontology annotation, biological process: UDP-N-acetylglucosamine biosynthetic process; carbohydrate metabolic process. Bases 126 to 1769 code for a protein of 547 amino acids. Gene Ontology annotation, molecular function: magnesium ion binding; phosphoacetylglucosamine mutase activity. The transcript is spliced from 3 exons. NCBI's taxonomy places the organism in Eukaryota, Metazoa, Arthropoda, Insecta, Diptera, Drosophilidae. The record is from RefSeq and is a predicted model, not a curated record.